Molecule: messenger RNA, 1557 nt
Organism: Clonostachys solani
Lineage: Eukaryota; Fungi; Ascomycota; Sordariomycetes; Hypocreales; Bionectriaceae
Source: the annotation of a GenBank genome assembly
AUGCUCCUAUCAUAUCCCUUGGCUGGCCUUCUCAAAAGAGUCCCUGAUUCCAAACCUUGGCAAAAGAAUCUCUUCAGCAUCAGUAUCUCAGUAUUUUAUCUUGUCGGCCUCUUCGACCUGUGGGAUGGCGCCUUGACGAUUUUCAUAAGCUCUGCCGGCACAUACUGCAUCGCCAAAUAUCUCCGAUCGAGCGCAUAUAUGCCAUGGAUUGGUUUUGCUUUUGUGAUGGGGCACAUGUCAUUCAGCCAUAUCUCGCGGCAAAUUGCUAAUAACCCUUCCAUGGUUGAUAUUACAGGUGCCCAGAUGGUUAUGGUGAUGAAGCUCAGUGCCUUCUGCUGGAACGUUGCCGAUGGCCGUCUGCCCGAUGAAGAACUGUCUGAUUUUCAGCGCGAUCGAAUGCUACGCGAGCUUCCGGGCUUGCUUGACUUUGCCGGCUAUGUGCUCUUCUUUCCCUCUCUGCUGGCUGGUCCCGCAUUCGACUACGCCGAAUACCGACGCUGGGUCGAUACCACCAUGUUCGAUCUACCAGCGCAAGUCGACCCAUCAAAGAAACCCCCUGUGCGGAAGAAGAGAAGGAUUCCCCGCAGCGGAACUCCUGCUGUAUGGAAGGGUGCUUCUGGUCUAGUGUGGCUUCUGCUCUUCCUCACACUCUCCGGACCGUACGGCCAUGACCAACUCUUGUCCGAUUCCUACAUGACUUACAAUAUCCUCCGCCGUGUCUGGAUCCUAUAUUUAACCAACCUAGUUGCUCGUUUCAAGUAUUACGGAGUUUGGUCGCUCACGGAAGGCUCUUGCAUUCUCGCUGGGCUGGGAUACAAUGGCGUCGAUCCUAUUACAGGCAAAGUCUCGUGGAAUCGCCUUCGGAACAUUGACCCAUGGGCAGUCGAAACUGCACAGAAUGCCAGGUCGUAUCUUGGCGGCUGGAAUAUAAAUACAAACAACUGGCUACGCAAUUACGUGUAUCUGCGAGUUACACCCAAGGGCAAAAAGCCUGGUUUCCGAGCCAGCAUGCUUACUUUCGGGACCAGCGCGCUGUGGCAUGGCUUCUACCCAGGAUAUUACUUAACCUUCCUCUUCGCCAGUCUGGUUCAAACAGCUGCUAAGCACUUCCGCAGACACGUCCGGCCUUUCUUCCUUGACCCUUUGUCCGGCAAGCCUUCAUCAAAAAAGAAAUACUAUGACAUCGCGACGUAUUUCGGUACCCAGCUAACAUUCUCCUUCGCCACAACUCCAUUCCUCAUCCUUCGACUUGGCGACUGUCUUCGAGUCUGGGCCCGUGUGUAUUUUUACGCACUGGUCUGGAUAGUGGGAGUUUUGGCAUUCUUCUCUUCUCCCGGUAAGGCUAUGCUAGGGAAGCAGCUCGAGAAGCGCCAAGGAAAGGCCAACAAGAGGCUGGUUCGGACUAUCAGUUCUGAGAGUCUUUCUGGCGGUCAACCUGUGUUGGGUAUCUCCAAAGACCCUGAAGGCGAUCUUGUCGAGGCGAUCGAGGAGUUCAGAGCCGAGGUUGAAAGGAAGAUGGCUGAAGAGUUGCAAAAGCAAAAGGAGAAGCAAAAAUAA